Molecule: messenger RNA, 1275 nt
Organism: Rhododendron vialii
Lineage: Eukaryota; Viridiplantae; Streptophyta; Magnoliopsida; Ericales; Ericaceae
Exons: 1
Coding region: 1-1275 (424 amino acids)
Source: RefSeq, a predicted model, not a curated record
AUGGAUAAAGGGUGGAUAAGUCUUCCUAGGUUGCAUCCAGCAUACAUUCAAGGAGUGAAGGAUUUUGUAAAGUAUGCAUGUGGAAUCAAUCCUAAUUCAAAUGAAAUCAUGUGUCCGUGUAAGAAGUGCAGGAACGUCAAAUUAGUGAAAAAGGAGGUACUAGGUGAACAUUUAAUGAUAGAUGGGUUUCUACCUAGUUACACGUGUUGGAUCUUUCAUGGCGAAUUUGUAGCAUCUCCUGUAGCUCGUACUGAGGAUAAAGGGCAGAGUGACUCAUACGAGGGUGAUGAAAUGCAUGACCUGCUUUAUGAUGCCUUUGGAAUUCCCCCAUUUGUUCCUCCUACAAAUGACACGACAGGUUCUAAUAGUAACUACGGUCCAGAUGAGAAAACCAAAAAAUUCUUUAGUUUGUUGAAGGAAGCUGAAAGAGAGUUGUAUCCAGGGUGUUCAAAGUUUUCAACCUUGUCAUUCAUUGUUCGGCUUCUUCAUAUAAAGACCCUUUCUGGUUGGACUGACAAGUCUUUCACAAUGUUGCUUGAGCUACUGAAGGAGGCAUUCCCUGAGGGUGACACAUUACCCAAGUCGUUUUACGCAACUAGAGUUCUCCUUAAGGACUUGGGUCUCGAUUACCACAAGGUAGAUGCAUGUCCAAAAGAUUGUUCAUUAUAUUGGAAAGAUACCACUGAUAGGGAUAAUUGCAUAGUGUGUCAUCAUCCUAGAUACAAACAGUUUGAGAAAGAGGAGAUUGAAGCUAAGAAGGACCAAAAAAAGAUCCCACACAAGAUUGUUAGAUACUUCCCGUUGAUUCCAAGCCUUCAAAGAUUGUUCAUGACAUCUGAAACAGCUUCAUUGAUGAAAUGGCAUGCAGCUAGCCGAACUAAUGACAGAAAAAUGAGACAUCCUGCUGACACUCCUGUUUGGAAACACUAUGAUAAUCUAUAUCCAGACUUUGCUUGUGAGCCUCGCAAUGUUAGACUUGGUUUAGCAAGUGAUGGAUUCAAUCCGUUCAAGUCAAUGGGUAUAUCUUAUAGUGUUUGGCCAGUGAUUCUAAUGCCAUACAACUUACCACCGUGGUUGUGCAUGAAGCAACCGUAUAUGUUUCUGACCUUGCUCAUUGAUGAACCUAAUGGGCCUGGAGAUAAAAUUGAUACAUAUUUGCGCCUUGUGGUAGAUGAGCUAAAGCUAUUGUGGGAAAUUGGUGUGGACACCUAUGAUGCAAAAAGUAACCAAAUGUUUCAUGAAGCAACCGUAUAUGUUUCUGACCUUGCUCAUUGA